CCUAUCGCCCGAUCGAGCCCUCGAGCGAGGUCUCCCUUCGCCGCCGCCGCUCCACCCAGAGCCGCCCUCUUCCCCGCUGGCGCCGCCCUCUUCCCUCCCACCCCGAGCUGCCGUCUUCCCCGCCCACGCCGCUCUCUUCCCCGCCGGCGCUGCCCUCCACUCACCUUCUGUUCUUCAAGCGGGGACGCCCCAGAUCGAGUCGAGCAAGUCAGCGGGGCAGCGGCCAGAUCCGCCACGGCCACAUCUCGUCGAGAUGGGCUGCGCCGGGAGAGGUAGAUCGAGGCAGCGGGCAACGUGUGCGUCUAGUCCCUUGGGACGCCUCCGACCCGAUCCGGCGAGGAGGCAGCCUCCGUGUGCGGCAAUGAGGGUGGCGGCCGGCUGCGCGAAAGGUCGAUCUGAUUGUGCCUCGUCACACCCCUUCCCUGGGCCGCACUUUCUUUGCCUGUUAAGCAAUUGAUAUACAUAGUGGAGCAAGAAGUAACACCAUGGAAGGGGAGAAAUACAGUACAGGCACUACGUAUUUUAAAUUUUGCAUGUGGGCUCAGGCGUGGCAGCGUCAGCGGCCUCCGACGCUCCUCGGCUCAGCCGCCGCCGACCUACCAUGCCCAAAAUCCUCGCGAGCAGUGUCACUUCUUCCCCUCACCGUGUUCCUUUUUUUAUUCAGAUUGUGCAACGUCAAUGGUCUCUACCCUGAAGAGUCAAGAUUACAUUGUUACUGACUUGCAAGGCUCUAUUAUGUUUCGAGAAGAAGAUAAAACCAAUGAGUUCACUAAGCAAGAUUUGCAGGUGCAAUGGAUUGAUUGAUUGAUGAAUCAAUCACAGCUGCUAGAAGAAGAAAGAAUCAGGCGUGCAUCAUGGAUGAUGGAUCUUGGAGUGCGGGGUGAGAACAAAGGUGAUUUAUUGGAGUGAUAUAAGCAAACUCAGGCACGUUUCCUUUCCUCACAUUUUGAAGAUCCAAGCAGAAUGGAUCUAUUAUUAGUAGCAUCGUCACCUUCAAAUCCAAUGUUUUUUGAGGCCACUCCUGUGUUUGUCUCUUUCAAACUAAUCUGGUUUUAACAGUAGAUCAUUACUAUUUUACCUACUUGAUUCUUAAUGCUUGUAUUUCUUAAAUUUUCCUAGGAGAAUGGGAAUUACAUCUAGAGCUACAGUUUGUGAUGGCAAGUAAUUUUACUUGGCAAUUGCCAUGCUCCAGCAUAAAUCAUGUUCUGUUGCAGCACCUGGCAUUUAGGUACCUUUGAUUCAUGGAUGUACGAUAGGCCUGAAGCUUGAGCAGUUCAUAUUCGACAUAUCCAUUUAAUCCCUGUCCAUGACACUUUUUGAGGUGCUACACAAAGGGGAAUUUGCGCCAGUGAAGAACGCGAAUGGCACAACGUAUGACACCUGAUGCUACUCCAACUGCAUAGCGGAUGGGUAAUUUCUCACCAUUUCCUGUACCCAGAAACUUGUAGAAUUAAAUUACAAGUCAGGCCUUUCAACAUAGAACUUUUAUGAUCAUCUUUCUCAUGAUCCCUUUCCCUCAUAAGCUUCGAGGUUUCUCCUCUCAGCUCCUAUGCCGGAGAAAGCCUUGAGACGAUUUUUCACGGACGAGGAUUCCGCAUUCCCGGUGAGAUUUCGCUAUAGGCGCAUCAUGUCAUGGCAGCAGCAACAUCAAAUGGGAGAUGCAAUGUUGCAAGGCCGAAACCUUGGGAUACAUUGGGUUUCGACUUACAUGUUACAGGAUGUGCGUAGACGUAAGUUUGACUUUCAGAUAAUACAUGCCAAACACUUUUAAAGUUGUGUCGUGCAUGACAGUGGAAACAUCUGUGUAUUGCACAGGAUCCUACAGAGCAGAUGGACACAUGUAUGUGUGGAGACUCUGAAAAGAUGAACACAUGUAUGUGUCCGGUUAUUCUGAAGCUAUUUAAUAUAUUAGUUGUGUCAAGAGGUCAAGUACAGGUCCCUCAUGUCAAGUCUAUAAGUUUCACUCGAAAGAAUAAAAUGCUCUCAAGGGUCGUACUGAAAAAAGAACUACAUUAGCAAGUUGAUUCAAUAAUCCAUCCUCUGUUUUGCACCUCGUUUGUUAGUUAUUUAGUUAUGGCCAGGGUGGGAGUAUUGAUCACUAAAAAAAACUUGACAAAGUUUUGGGUGAAGGAACAAAUUGGCAGUAAUCAGUGCGAUCCUACCGGCAGUGGUUUGCGAGUAUACAUGGAUAGGAAAUGAGAUGAUAUCAAAUCUCAUGAUUCCAUCUCGUCCCGGUCCCGGGCGGACGGGGUGUCAGGGUGAGUGGUUUGUUUGUUCGACCCUCAUUCUGUGGUGCCCAUGAAAUAUGCAACACAUGUACCAUGAAGGGGGUUAUUUAGUGUGACAACUCAUACUUGUUGUCCUAAGGGAUGCUUUAUAAAAGCUUUGUACCAAAUUUACUGAAUUAGAAAUAACAGUUGAUAGAGCUGGUAUGUUAAUCUCAUAGCCCUGACCUUGAACAUUUUCUUCUUUUGUCCUGUAUAUGCACACUUACCUUCCUGCAACUGUAUGUACAUCCUCUGUAAGGAAAUAUAGGAGCAUUUAGAAUACUAAAGUAGUGAUCUAAAUGCUCUAAUAUUUCUUAUUAACUAGCCAAUUGCUUUCAUUUAAUUAUCAUUAUUCUGGAACAUGUUGCUCACGUGAUAUUAAACAUUUUAAUUAGAAUAAGCUAUCCAAGAAGGUUUUAUUAGGAAAAUUUAGUUUAUGUGACUUUUUUUAUUUGAACAAGCUACGCAUCUCCAUUUUUUCAUUUUUAGUUGUUUAUUUGUAUAGUUGAAACAUUAGUUUGAUGUGAGUUUCAGCUACCUGCUUGUUAUUGAAACUGCAAGAACUUGCUAGCUUUUGUCAAAAGAAAUGGAAUGUGAUGGAAGUAAAAGAAGAUAAGGUGUUUUUGUUGAUCCUUGUGUCUGAUUUUAGGGUGUGUGCGUGUGCCUAAUCACUGUAAAUAGUAAAUACGGGAGCAACUAGUAUAGAAUCUGAGGCUAUGGUGCAAAAAUAGAAAAAACGGAUCUGUACCAUUGGAUGGAAGAUUUGUGGCCCAGAUUCAGGUGGGGCGUUGUGCGCGCAAAAUUUGCAAAAAAGACCGUCCACAACAGCUAAUUUGGUCCCGAUGCCCCUACUCGUUCAUACCCAAAUCCCCUGGGCAGAGGUAGCGCACGAACAGAUUUUUCCCCAGGGCGGCGGCGGCGACCCAGAUCCCUUUUGCAAGCUAGACAAGUACUCCCUCCUCCAGAUCUCCUGAUGGCUCCUUGCCGUUGUGUGGCUGGCGGCCCCGUUUGAGACGGACCAGAUCGGAGCUCGUCAGCCCCCAACCUCCGUUCCGCACUGUCCUCGUCGCAACCUCCGUUCUGAAGGUCCGAUAGUUAUAGGUUCGUCACCUCCUCUCCCUCUCUCUCUAAGGCUCCAGUAAUAGAUCGCAUCCUCCUCCCCCACGUCGGCGGCAAGUCGGUUGUGGUCUCCUCAGCUCCUUCCCGAUCGGCAGUGCGAGGAGGUGCUUCAUUUUUGUAGAUCCAGUAAUGGAGGGGAGUAGCACGAUGUCGCCUUUAGGAGAGCCCGUGGGUGCAAAGAUCGCAGCAUGUGCACCAGCACUAUCAGCUGUGGAAUCGGUAAACAGCGUUCAAAAUCAAGAUUUCAGCGAUGCUACCUCGUUCCCAGAGAUCAAUUCCCCCAUGCUUCUCAUUGAUGAUUUCAGUACUCCAAAAAAGAAACAAUCAUUUUCUCAAGAGGGUUCUUUGUAUAAGCCAUAGUGUGAUGAGGAAUUGAAGCCAAAAGUAGGGAUGAUAUUUGAUGACAUUGGCUCGGUGAUGGAAUUUUACAAAACAUAUGCACACAAUGUCGGCUUUGGUGUACGUCUUGGGCAGCAAAAAGUCGUGGAUAAUGUGCUUCAGUGGAAGCGCUUCUUGUGUGCAAAAGAAGGCUUUCGGACCAAGAAAGGUAUGAUUGCUAUUGACCCUGCUAAGAAAAGGAGAAAGGUGAAAUUGACAAGAUGUGGAUGUGAAGCUUAUAUCUAUGUCACUCGUGAAAGUGAUGGAAAAUAUAGGAUCGCCUCACUCACUGAAUAUCACAAUCACCCUUUUGUGCCUCCUAGCCAACAACAUUUGAUUAGAUCUAAUCGUCAAGUUAGUGAGAGGGUGAAGACAACACUUUAUGACUGCCAGAGAGCUAGCAUUGGCACCGCUUUAGCAUAUAGGUUCCUUCAUGUUGAUGCAGGUGGUUUUGAGCAUGUUGGGUGCACAAAGAAGGACCUACAGAAUCACUAUGGUGUACUGAAAAACAAAAUUAAAAAUUGUGAUGCUCAAAUGCUAGUGGACCAAUUUGGUAGAUUGAAGGCCUUGAAUCCUGCUUUUUUCUAUGAGUACGAAGUUGACGACGUUGGUACAUUGGUCCGUUUGUUUUGGGCAGAUGCAUCUAGUAGGAAAAUUUAUGGUCAUUUCAAUGAUGUGGUAUCUUUUGAUUCGACUUACAACACUAACCAAUAUGAAUACAUCUUUGCACCCUUCACUGGAGUUAACCAUCAUAUGCAAAGUGUAUUUUUUGGGGCGGGGUUUCUACUACAUGAGACAACAGACUCGUAUGCUUGGUUGUUCACGGCGUUUCUUAGAGCAAUGGGUGGGAUUGCACCCAGGCUGAUAAUAACUGAUGAGUGUCUUAGGAUGAAGAAUGCUAUUGGUAAAAUUCUACGAAACACUGCACAUCGAUUGUGUAUGUGGCACAUUAUGGAGAAGGUUCCUGGAAAGGUACAUCCUGAAUUGAAGAAUGAUCUUGCAUUCUAUGAUAGGCUGAAACAUUGUGUGUGGAAUUCUGAAACACCAGCUGAGUUUGAGGAUAGAUGGAAGUCUUUCAUCACAGAGUUUAAGUUGGAGGACCAUGAGUGGUUUGCUAAAAAGUACAUGCUUCGUGCGACAUGGAUACCAGCUUAUUUCAUGAACAUUCCACUAGCUGGUCUUCUUAGGACAACUUCGAUAUCAGAGAGUGCAAACUCGUUUUUUAAGCGCUUCAUCUGUCGCAGGCUCACAUUUGUUGAAUUUUGGCUAAGGUUUGACACUGCUUUGAAAUGUCAGAGGCAGAAUGAGUUGAUUGCUGAUAACACAAGCCAAUACACAACAACUGAAUUGUUAACAUCAUGGGAUAUAGAGAGACAAGCUAGGGCCUUAUUCACACAUGAGAUCUUUGAAUUGUUCCAGGCUCAGGUGCUUGCUGCGAGAGAUGAAUGUGAUGUUCAGGAGAUGGCAAAUGGCGAGGGGAUUAAAAUCAUCUCUAUUAGCGAUCAAUAUAAGAAGAUUAGAGAAGUUUGUUAUGACACAAAAACCAUGACUGCUAAAUGUAAUUGUAAGCUUUUCAAGUCAACAGGAAUUAUAUGCCGCCAUAUUAUCCGAGUAUUGAGGGGUGCCAAGAUAAAUGAAUUACCGAGCUCAUGUGUUCUUAAGCGGUGGCAGAAAAAUUGCAAAAGGGACAUUGUAUUGGAUGGGGAAGGAAAUGUGCUUGAAGAGAAGUUCAUUGACCAAGUAGACAUGGCCGUGAAAAGGAAGAUAGCUGCUGUCAGGAACAAGCUAGAAGAUCUUAUACAGAAUGCUAAAGGGUCCAUGGAAGGAAUUGAAUUGCUCCACACUAGUUUGUGCAAUGUUGAGUUGGAUUUAGCCCAGCUCGUACCGGACGUAGCAUGUAGCACACAAGAAAAUCAGGAGUCGUUUAUUGGGAGCGCCAUUCCAAAGCAUGUUACCAUCCUCACACCUACUGAUGUCAAUGGAAGGGGCACAUGCUCUAGAAUAAAGGGACACAGGGAUGGUGUGAAGAGUGGAUCUGGUGAGAAGAGCAGAAGGCCUGGAAUCCAUCAAAAAGUCGCGCGCAAAUGCAACAUUUGUAAGGAACUGGUGUUCCAUGAUGCAGGAACAUGCUCCAAGAAACAAACGGCACAACAGUAGAGCUAGGUAGAUUGAACUGAUAAAUGUAUAAGAGUCCAUGGAGGUUGUCAUCUCUCACAGCAGAUGAAGCUUGAUUACUAGGAAGCACUAAAACAGGAGGCAAAAUGAUAGAUCUUUCUCUCAUGUACUAUCAAGAUGCAUGUUGGGCAGUGAUAAUUUCAGUCCUUAACAUUUCGUCCUGCCGGCCAUGUACUAAAAAUGAUCUAUGUAUGCCUCUUGUGUUAUGUUCCCAUGUACUCAAAUACUAAUUUCGGUCCUUAAGUUGCUCAUGCAUUCGGAUACUUCCCAUUUUGACAUGUAUAUGUACUUCUGCUUGAUCUGGGAUGGCUUAAUGUGCUGAAAUAUUUGUGAUACAAAUUGAUGCUUUUUAGUAA
Messenger RNA from Aegilops tauschii subsp. strangulata, 6295 nucleotides. The record is from RefSeq and is a predicted model, not a curated record. NCBI's taxonomy places the organism in Eukaryota, Viridiplantae, Streptophyta, Magnoliopsida, Poales, Poaceae.